Messenger RNA from Kazachstania africana CBS 2517, 1266 nucleotides. RefSeq names its product protein translocase subunit TIM44 (gene TIM44). Gene Ontology annotation, molecular function: protein-folding chaperone binding. Gene Ontology annotation, cellular component: mitochondrial inner membrane. The record is from RefSeq and is a predicted model, not a curated record. Bases 1 to 1266 code for a protein of 421 amino acids. NCBI's taxonomy places the organism in Eukaryota, Fungi, Ascomycota, Saccharomycetes, Saccharomycetales, Saccharomycetaceae. The transcript has a single exon. Gene Ontology annotation, biological process: protein import into mitochondrial matrix.
AUGCUGGUAAGAUCAAGAGUGGGGGUCUCAGGAAAGCCCUACUAUUUGAAAUCAGCCAUUCAGCUGGUGUCAUUGCAUACAUCUAGAAAUCUAGGUCAGCAACAGAGGACGCCAUUACAAAUCUUUAGAGAAACAUUUAAAAAAGAAUGGGAGAAGUCUGCUGAGUUACAAGGUUCUAUAAAAGAACUACAAGAUGCAUCUGGUAAGAUAAGUGAAUCUGAAGCUUAUAAGAAAGCUCGUGAUGCCUAUUUAAAGGCACAUAGAGGUUCUUCCACAAUAUUGGACAAGACAUUGAAGAAAACUGGUGACACUCUGGAGGAUAUUGCUACAAAGGCUUGGGAAUCCGAGAUAAGCAAAAAUACAAGACAAAUGGCAUCUGAGACUGCCAAAAAGCUUGAUGAAAGUUUUGAGCCGGUUAGAAAUACCAAAAUCUAUAAGGACGUUAGUGAGGUACUCAAUGAUGACGGCGACAGUUAUAGAUAUGGUGGUUUCAUUCAGAAAGAUGAGAGAAGAUUGAAGAGAGAAAAUGCAUUGAAGUCUGGUAAGAGGGUAAGAGCCGUCAAGAGUAAUGACGAAGCAGGUACUGCGUUGGUAGCUACUAAUGUUCAAUCACAUGAAUCUAUUGGACAGAAGUAUGAGAAUUUUAAAGAAAGAACAAUGGUAGGUAAAAUUUUACAUAAUUUCAAGGUGAACUAUUGGGAUGAAAGUGAAAAUCCUCUUAUUGUAUUAUUGAGAAAAAUUACUCUAAAGAUUACGGGUUUCUUUGGUGAAACUGAAAGUUCAAGAGUUUACAGUCAAUUCAAGCUGAUAGAUCAAACUUUCAAUGCGGAAUCGUUUACUAGACACUUGAGAGAAUACAUCGUUCCUGAAAUUUUAGAAGCUUACAUCAAGGGAGAUGAGAAGGUUCUCAAGAACUGGUUUAGUGAAGCUCCUUUCAACGUUUACUCUGCUCAACAGAAGGUCUUCAGGCAACAAAACCUCUUCCCUGACGGCAAUAUUCUUGACAUAAGAAAUGUAGAAAUUGUUUCUGCAAAAUUGUUACAACCACAGGAUAUUCCUGUCCUAGUCGUCAGUUGUAGAGCUCAAGAAAUCAACAUUUAUAGAAAAAUAAAAACUGGGGAAGUUGCAGCAGGCAACGCCUCUGACAUAUUAAUGAGCACCUACGCAAUGGUUUUUACAAGAGAUCCCGAAGAGAUUGAUAACGAUGAAACUGAAGGUUGGAGGAUCUUGGAAUUCGUUCGUGGUAACUCCAGACAAUUCACCUAG